AUGUGGUGCUGCACCAAUGAGCAGGUCGGCUGCGGCGGCGACGGAGAUGAUGGCUUCGACUGCUCAAUGGGAGACGAGGACAUCCGAGAUCCGCUCAAAGGGUGGUCCGACGAGAAGAAGGCGUACUGCUGCGAGAACGAGCAAGUCGGCUGCGGCGACGGUCAAAGCGCCAUCGUCGACGACGACGGUAGCUACCGGUGCGAACUCGCCACCAUGGCGCGCGUGGGAGGGGAGUACUGCUGCUUACACCAGAGCCUUGGCUGCGUGGAGCAGGCGAAGUUCCAGAGCCUCCGCGGCGUGGCCGCCGCGAUCGGGCCCAGGCAUCUCCUGUCGCUCGCCCUCGUCGGCGGCUGCUGCGCCGUCGCGGCGCUGGUCGUGUCCUGGCGCAGGAGCGCAUCGCCCGGGCGCUCGGCGCGGGCACCACCCAGCCUACGCCACCGUGCUGAUGAGGGCGGAGGAGGAAGCGAUGCCGCCCUGCGAGGAGUGAGCGCCGCCGCGACCCGGCGGCGCUUCGCUGUGGGCAGUGGCGGACCCGCCUCGUCCGCGUGCACGCCCCGGCCCCCUUGCCCUCGCUGUGAGGAAGGUUGCGCUGGAGGAGGAGGAAGGCGAUUCGGAAUUGGAAUCGGAAUUUACGCGAAUCCCCACGCACCGACAGGCCGGCCUCCCCGCCCACGGGAGGCGACGGCGCCCUUCUGGCCCGAGGCCCCGCGGCCGAAGCCCGCGGUGGCCGGCGCGCCCCGUGCGCUCCCGGGGCGGGAACCUCAGCGCCGCGCGGCCAUCCCUGUGGCCCCGUCCUUCCUCCCGUGCUCUCCUCACUCAUUGCAUGGCCUCGCUCUGUUUGGAUCGCGGAGGAUGCCAAGGGUUCAGCCCUUGAUGGCCGUUUUCCGACAGUUCAAGCGAGAAGCAGCCAGCAAGGGCUGUGUCUGCACUGCUACUGCAGCAUGUAUGUCUCGUGUGCGAAAAGCACGGAAGCAUCGACAGGCCACGUCUCGCUUUGCCAACGGUGAAAGAGAUGCCUCCCGAUAUGUGUCCUGGUCGAUCUGUCUAACGCCAGCGGCUUGA
Molecule: messenger RNA, 1062 nt
Organism: Prorocentrum cordatum
Lineage: Eukaryota; Dinophyceae; Prorocentrales; Prorocentraceae
Source: the annotation of a GenBank genome assembly